AUGGCAAAGGUACAAGGAACGUGCGACAGCCGCUUCAAGGAAGUCGAGGAGUUGUUUCAAUCAUACCUGGACUCAGGAGAAGAGCUUGGAGCUUCAUUCGUCGUGAACAUUGACGGAGAAGAUGUCGUCGAUCUCUGGGGCGGAUACGCAGACAAGGCCCGCACGCGCGCCUGGGAAAAGGACACCAUCACCACCGUAUGGUCGACAACCAAAUGCAUCACGGCGCUCGCCGUCUUGAUCCUGAUCGACCGCGGCCUCGUCUCGCCGAAUGACAAGGUGUCCAAGCACUGGCCCGAGUUCGCGGCGAACGGCAAGGAGGACAUCGAGGUCCGCCACUUCCUGUCGCACACAUCCGGCGUUCCCGGCUGGGAAGAGCAGCUCUCGCUCGCCGAAAUCAGCGACCUCCCCAAGGCGACGGCCCUGCUCGCCGCGCAGCCGCCCUGGUGGACGCCGGGCACGUGCUCCGGCUACCACUCCUUCACCUUCGGCCACCUGAACGGCGAGCUCGUGCGGCGCGUGACGGGCAAGUCGCUGCGUCAGUUCGUCGCCGAGGACAUCGCCGCGCCGCUGGGCGGCGCCGACUUCCAGCUCGGCGCGAAAGAGCAGGACUGGCCGCGGGUCGCCGAGAUCAUCCCGCCGCCCGGCUUCGAUGGCACGGUCAAGAUGGCCUGGCUGGACGCCGACACGGUGGCCGGCAAGGCCAUGCGCAGCCCGCCGCCCGACGGCAACAACGCCAACACGACGACGUGGAGGAACGCCGACCUGGGCGGCGCCAACGGUCACAGCAACGCGCGCGGCGUCGCCCGCAUGCUCUCGCCCAUCGCGCUGGCCGGCACCGACAAGCAGACUCCGCUGCUGUCCAAGAAGACGGUCGAUGGCAUCUUCGUGCAGCAGGCGAAAGGCGUGGAUAUCGUGACGGGCCAGGCGCUGCGCAUCGGCACCGGGCUCGGACUAUCCAGUAAGGACACCAUCGCCGACUGGCUACCUGAGGAUGAUGGCUUGUGCUUCUGGGGCGGAUGGGGCGGCUCGGCCGGAAUUGUCGAUGUGAACAGGAGAAUGACCAUUUCGUACGUGAUGAACAAGAUGGAGAAUGUAUCAUUCGGCAAUGAUAGGACGAAAGGGCUGGUUGGCGCCGUUUACAAGGCCUUCGGCAUCGCGUAA
Lasiodiplodia theobromae is the source of this 1161-nucleotide messenger RNA. Its product is annotated as Beta-lactamase. NCBI's taxonomy places the organism in Eukaryota, Fungi, Ascomycota, Dothideomycetes, Botryosphaeriales, Botryosphaeriaceae. The transcript has a single exon. The record is from RefSeq and is a predicted model, not a curated record. The coding region runs from base 1 to 1161 and encodes 386 amino acids.